Messenger RNA from Larimichthys crocea (large yellow croaker), 2160 nucleotides. RefSeq names its product membrane-associated ring finger (C3HC4) 5, like (gene marchf5l). The record is from RefSeq and is a predicted model, not a curated record. The transcript has 7 exons. Gene Ontology annotation, molecular function: zinc ion binding. The coding region runs from base 325 to 1191 and encodes 288 amino acids. Lineage: Eukaryota; Metazoa; Chordata; Actinopteri; Sciaenidae.
CUGCGUCACACAUGCGCUGACCAAUCAGAGAGCAGCUACAAAAAGGCUAGUUAGCUCGCUGCUAAGUGCCGGAGUGAGAACAAAGCGCGCGGAGCAAAGACACCUGGACACAGUUCUACUUUUCAGGCAGGUGAGGUUUGUAACAGUGACGUCACGCAGGUGUGUUCUGAGCUGGCACGCGGAGAGGUCACCUGUUUCAUCGGCUGCUUAAGUUGUUUACUAGCUGAAGCUAACCGGCUAGCUCCUGUUAGCACAGUCUCAGGUUUCUGCUGCGGUCUGACGGGUUCAUGAUCGAGUCCAGGACUGCAGAGCCCGUUCGGUAUCAUGGCCCUCGCUGAGGAGCAGCCAGAGAAACACUGCUGGGUGUGUUUUGCGACCGAGCGAGACGACCACAGUGCGGAGUGGGUGAGCCCGUGUCGCUGUAAAGGCUGCACCAAAUGGAUCCACCAGUCGUGUCUGCAGCGCUGGCUGGACGAGAAGCAGAAAGGAAACAGCGGCGGGCCGGUCAGCUGUCCGCAGUGUGGCACCGAGUACCACAUCACCUUCCCCAAGAUGGGCCCGUUGGUGUAUUUCCUCCAGCAGGUGGACCGAGCUCUGUCCCGGGCCAGUCCCUUCGCUGCUGUCGGGGUGGUGGUCGGGACCGUCUACUGGUCAGCGGUCACAUACGGAGCAGUGACCGUCAUGCAGGUCGUGGGACAUAAGAAGGGUCUGUACGUGAUGGAGCGAGCCGACCCGCUGUUCCUGCUGAUGGGUCUGCCCACCAUCCCCGUGGUGCUGGUCCUGGGAAAGAUGAUCCGCUGGGAGGAUUACAUCGUGAGGCUGUGGCAGAGAUACUCCUACAAAGGGAAGCUCCCGCAAGGUACCAGCCGUUACCUUCCCCGAGUCCCUGUGGACGGACCUGGUUCAGGAGAUCACCUCUCCGUGUCCAGGACUCUGUGUGGAGCUCUCGUCUUUCCCUCCAUCGCCAGUCUCGUGGGGCGGCUGCUGUUUGGGCGGAUGCCCUCGAAUCUUCAGCGCACCGUCCUGGGCGGCAUCGCGUUCGUGUUGAUCAAAGGAGUGUUGAAGGUGUAUUUCAAACAGCAGCAGUGCAUCAUUCAGGCCAACCGCCACAUCCUCAACUACCCGGAAAGAAGCGCAGACGGACAGACGGACGACGGCGAGGACGACACAGAGGACAGCGGGAAUGAAUAGUUUUAUCAGCUCGGGAAAACUGUGAUGGAAGACGGGACAGAAACAAAAUAUUUUACUAUAAAACAGGAAACAGAAAGUGUCCGUUAGAGAGUCGGCUUGAUCUGCGUUCACUGGAGAACAGGAGGAGCGAUUUCCUUUUAAUUCGAAUUCAAACACAUGAAGUCACUUUUUAUUCUCUCGGCCUUUCGACGUCGUCUCAGCGUCUGCAGCUCUGACCUCAAACUUGGAGUGAGGUCAUUAGAUCGAGCACGUGCAGAGCGGCAGUCGCCGUGUUUCCAUCAACGCUUCCGUCGAUUUGUCGCGUGAACUCAAACUCAGAAGUCUCGAGGUGUUUUUUGUCUUUUGGCUCGAGAGAAGUCACGUGACCGAUCAGCUGUUUCCUUGCAGCUUCGCACAGAAUUGGCGCCACCUGCUGCUCAUCUCGUGAACUCUUCUAAACAAAUCACGUUUCUCGUUUGCUGAAUUUGCGUUUGAAUAGAGACACGACUCGUGACUGGAUGAAAGAUCAUUAUUUAAAUAUUUAAAACACACGCAGUUAAACAGGAAGCAGAUUAAAUGUGUAAGAAUUUCAAAAUAAAGUCACCAGGUUGUCAGCGCAGGCAGAUUCACGCGCUGAGUAACAAACUCAUUCAUGCUCAUUAUUCCACAUCGUACUGCGCCUUAACUCAUAAAGCGGAUAUUAAUGUCUUCCUUUCAUGUGCCUUAUUUGAAGCACUUUUCCACAACAGAACGAGUCAGAACUGAGUCAGAACCAGGUCCUGGACUGUAACACGAGAUGUCGGCGAUCCUUCCCGGACAGUUUUCCUCCGUUAUGCAAUGUGAUAUCUCUGCUUUUAGUAUUCCAGGAGACUCGAGCCAGUCGAAGCGCUUCGAGGUCCGUCGUGGUUCGGAGGCGUUUCGUUUGUUUCGUUGCACUCGGAUAAAAACAGACUCGCGUGUUUGGAACAUAAAUUAAAAAAUCUAAAAAUA